Molecule: messenger RNA, 2091 nt
Organism: Mesorhabditis belari
Lineage: Eukaryota; Metazoa; Nematoda; Chromadorea; Rhabditida; Rhabditidae
Source: the annotation of a GenBank genome assembly
AUGAUCAGCUCGGGAAAUUGGGCACAAAUAAUUAUUUUCUCAUUGACUUGGAAAGAUUUACGAUUCAAAGUGAUCUACUGGGAAGACGUUGAGUUGUGCGUGCUCGACUGGUCGGCCACAUCAGCCUACUUUGGUACGUUAGCUCUACUCGUUUUUGGCCCAGCUCUUUUGACGAUCAUGAGCUCUGGAUGGAAAAUCAUUCGAGCGAUGAGGAGUCCAUCUGCCGAGUGUCCAUCGAAUUGUCUCCAAAAUACGGACACUUGCACGAAUGGUGUGUCGAUAAAACAAACGGGUGCAAAAACGAUCGAAAUCGAACUCUUUGCGAAUAAUCUUCCCUAUAUGGGAUGGAUGGCGAUGGGAUUUCAAGGAGUCGCUUGCAAGAAUAUUGAAGGAACUGGAGGACCGUGUAUGGCAAACACACCGGUGACAGAAUGCUCAUGGACAAAUGGACGACAAAUGACGGCUGGACUCUCAUACAAUGAUGCGACUCCACAAAAUCUUCGGAUUACGAAUGUUGAUGCUCUGAUGAAAGCGAUUAAUUUCACGCAAGAAGUUGUGACUCAAGUCGAGAAUAUGACAUAUUGUCGAGUAUCACAAAUGGUUACAGCCGCUCCACUCAAUGGAGUUUUUGAUGCGGAUAAAGUUUUUCAACAAGAUUCAUCCAAAAACUAUUCGAUUCUGAAUGCAGUUGGACCGGGAAAUGGGACCACAAUUUCCAAGCAUACUGCCAUCGCUCUCUCGCAACUCCGUUAUCCAGUGAUGGCGCCAGUCAACUCAAAUGCUACCACUGUAGCUUCAAUUCCAACUACUACACGUGCCAGGUCAUCGUUAUUUCCGCGAUAUUCCGCUCUCAAUAUGCCGUUUGAUUUCAACGAGUGUUUAACGAAAAAACAUUGUGUUUUUGGACCAGCGAAUUGCGAAAAGGAUAAAUCCUGUAUUCACGGAGCGAGCAUUAGAUUGCUGGAGAAGAAAGAGAGUGAAGUGAUCGAAGUGGAGAUGUGGUCGUCGGAUCUCCCAGAAUGGAUGGGAGUAGGUGUUCAGUCAAAGGAAUGCGAUGAGGUUGAGGGAAAUGGAGGACCGUGUUUUGCCAACACCCCGACAGUCGAUUGUUCGGUCACUGGAAAAGGGAGCAAAAUCGGCCUCUCCUAUAUGGACUCGUUCGCUCGAAACACUCGAAUCAAUAAUGUUAAGGAGUUGAUGAAUUUGACGGAAUUGCGAAGCCUUCGUUUCACCAAGAAUAGAAUCACCUAUUGUAAAGUGGAAAUGCUCAAUGGAAUGUCGAUGAAAGGAGUCGGGAAUGGGCACAAGGUUCUCCAGAUCGAUCCGACCAAAUCGUAUCUGUUGUUGACCGCUCAAGGGCCCAGCAAUGGAACAACUUUCACCUCGUCUUUGAUCUCGACGAUUCGAGCGGGUUUCGGAAAAGGAACCUCUAGAGGCACACAAGCACCAAUCCUCAGAACUAAGAAAGGAUUCGACACAACAAUUGAGAGCACAAAGAAAGUCGCGCCUUUUAUCAGUUACACCAAAUCAAUGAGACGAUUUAUUACGAAAAGGACGACACAAAGUCCUAUUGGACCAAUGGUGAGAAUCGAGUCGUUCAGCACGAUGGAGGUCGAGCUGUUCACGACGAAAGUCCAAGAGAAGAUCACGAACACGUGGAUGGGAUUGGGAUUUCGCGAUAAAAGCCAAUGUCAACCGUAUUGUACGGAUAUGGAUCAGUGCCCCGAUCAGUGCUAUCAAAAUACGCCAUUCAUUGAGUGUGCGACGUGGGGAGACGAGAAUUUGGUGCCCGCACUCUCGUACAACAAUUUCGACGAAAGCAAAAAACAGGAGGGACUCUAUUAUGUGGAAACGGAUAUGGGAGUGCUUGAAAGCAUGGAAACAUUCUUAAACGACACUUACUUGUAUUGUCGAAUGAAACAAUGGAUUCAAGGAGAUGCCGCGGCGGCAAAUGUGAAAAAACACAAGGACGCGAAUUAUGUGUUGGUUUACAAUAAACAACUCGAGUACGCAAUGAUGACAACUUGGGGAUCGACUAAGGGAGUGAAUGACGGGGCGAAUAAGUGUCAGUUUAAAGAAAAGGCGUUUUUC